AAUGUUGUUUACCCGAGAGGUCCACGCACGAUACGGUGUGCUGGACUUGGAAGAGGUCAAACGAUUCCAAGCUGAUAGGUGACAUCGUUUUUCCUAAUCAUGCACUGAUACUUCUCUGUUACAAAGAAGAAGAAUGGUUACAUAGCUGUUACAUUUACAAAUGGAAGAGAAUGUUGUGUAAAUAGCAGCUGUCAAUCAGUGUCAUGUCUCUGACUCACCUUGAAUUGUUUGACCAAGUGGGCGAUUACCAAACACCUUUCAAUAGACACGAUGAUGAGGAUGAGGACUAUGAUGAAGAUGAAGAUGACGAAGAUGACGAAGAUGGAAUCCCUAAGAUCAGGAUUGGCAUCUGUGCUAUGAGUAAAAAGACUUAUUCUCCACCAAUGCAAGAGAUUCUGAAUCGGAUGUCUGUGUUUGACUGUGCUGACAUCUUUGUGUUUCCUGAAGACAUCAUCAUGAAUGUUCCUGUGGAGGAAUGGCCAAUCUGUGACUGCCUGAUUUCAUUUUACUCAAAUGGAUUUCCUCUUGAAAAAGCUAUUGAGUAUGCCAAACUUACAAACCCUUUUGUUCUGAAUGAUCUGGAGAUGCAGUAUGCGUUAAUGCACAGACCAACAAUGUACAGUAUCCUGGAGAUUGCUGGAAUAGAAACACCUAGGCAUGCAAUAUUGCUACGAGAUGAGGAUGGAAAUCCCAUUGACACAAAAUUUGUUGAACUAGAUGAUUCAGUGCAGAUUGGUGAUAAGGUGUUCCAAAAACCCUUUGUCGAGAAGCCAGUGGAUGCAGAAGACCAUAAUGUAUAUAUCUAUUUCCCCUCGGCAGCUGGUGGUGGGAGCCAGAGAUUGUUCAGAAAGGUUGGAGACAGAAGUAGUGUGUACUCGCCUGUAAGCUCUGUGAGGAAAGAAGGGUCAUACAUCUAUGAAGACUUUGUAGUUACUGAUGGGACAGAUGUGAAGGUGUACACUGUGGGCCCAGAAUAUGCCCAUGCUGAAGCACGCAAGUCUCCUUCACUGGAUGGAAAAGUUGAAAGGGACAGCCAAGGGAAGGAGAUACGAUACCCAAUUAUUCUUGAUCAGCAAGAGAAAGAAAUGGCCCAUAAAGUUUGCAAACUGUUCAAGCAAACAGUUUGUGGUUGUGACUUGCUCCGCACCCAUGGCAAGUCAUAUAUUUGCGAUGUCAAUGGCUUUAGCUUUGUCAAGAACUCUAAGAAGUACUAUGAUGAUGCUGCACAAGUGUUAAUGAGCCUUAUUGUACAAGAACUAGCUCCUCAGUUGUACAAACCAUACAAUCUAGAUGUGCAAGAGGAAAUUCCUACUGUUAAAGCUCUGGGAGGUACCAGGCUGGAGCUAAGGUGUGUGGUUGGCAUCAUCAGACAUGGUGACCGAACUCCAAAACAGAAAAUGAAAAUGGAAGUCCGGCAUCCAAGAUUUAUUGAACUGUUUAGGAAGUACCACGGCUUUGAAGAUCAGAAGCUUAAACUCAAGAGGCCAACUCAGUUGCAAGAGGUGUUGAAUAUCGCCAGAGAUUUGCUGACUGACAUAAAGGAGGGGAAGCCAGUUUUUGAAAAGCCUAACAAGAUCCAUCAGCUCAGAACUGUGUUGGAAAUGUAUGGUCAUUUCUCUGGUAUUAACCGAAAAAUCCAAUUCAAGUAUCUUGGAAAAGGAAAACCUCGAGAGGGAACUGACAGCGAGCACAGUGACAGAAGUGUUGAAAUUAAAGGAGAAAAUGAGGGGGAAAGAAAGGAAAGCGGAGAAAGAAGAAGUGCAACCAGUAAAGAAUCAAGCCUGACUGAGGAGGCUGAUCAGAAAGGAAGUGAAGACAAACUGGAGGUUCCUGUUGACAAGGAACAUUCUUUGCUGUUAAUUGUGAAAUGGGGUGGAGAACUAACCAUGAUGGGAAAGGAGCAGGCUUUAGAGCUGGGUCGUGCUUUCAGGUGUAUGUAUCCUGGUGGCCAAGGACAAUACUCUAAGCUGUCGGAUUGUGGUCUGUUGCGACUUCACAGUACUUACAGACAUGAUUUGAAGAUUUAUGCAUCCGAUGAGGGACGAGUGCAAAUGACAGCUGCAGCUUUUGCAAAGGGUUUUCUUGCUCUUGAAGGUGAACUAGCGCCUGUUCUUGUACAUCUUGUGCGUAGUGAUAAGAACACCACAGAGAUGCUUGACACCCCUGAUGAUGCCGCUAAGAUACUGGGAAAGGUGAAGCACAGAUUACAUAAAAUGCUUGAUUCUAAUGAAGAUUUCAAGGAAGCAGAUUUUGCCAAGCUUGCGCCAACCAGGUGUCACUCAGUGAUCAAUGCCAUGAAGUUUGUAAAGAACCCCUACAAAAUGUGUGAGAAGAUCUAUAACCUAAUGCAGGCUCUUACGGGACAUCUGAAAGAGAUGAUUGCUCAGAAAGUGUAUGACCCAAGAGAUCCAUUUCUUUACCAGGAUGAAACACUCGAGCUGAUGAUGUACAGAUGGACAAAACUAGAAAAGGAUUUCAAGCUGAGAAGUGGGAAGUUUGAUAUAAGUCUUAUUCCAGAUAUCUACGACUGCAUCAAGUAUGAUGUACAGCAUAACAGUCAGCUGAACUUGCUAAACAGUUUGGAUUUGUACAAGUGUGCCAAGGCCUUUGCAGAUAUCGUUAUUCCACAGGAAUAUGGAAUCACAACAGAUGAGAAGCUUAGCGUUGCUCAUAGUGUAUGUGCAAGGCUCUUAAGAAACAUCAAAGGAGAUUUGCGACAUGCUGACUCGUCAGACAUCCAUACUCGUCUAAAUCCUGACUACUUGCAGAGUGUGGAAGCCCCCCAUCGUCAAGUUCGAACGCGACUGUACUUCACUAGCGAGAGUCACGUACAUACGGUGCUGAAUGCUCUUAGACACGGAAAGCUUUUUGAAAAUGUUCCAGAUGAGCAGUGGGAGAGAGCUGUAGAAUUCUUGGAACAGGUUCCUGAGCUUAACUAUAUGACUCAGUUGGUGCUUAUGUUGUAUGAAGACCCUGAGGCUGAUCCUCUUUCUGAUCACCGAUUUCACGUGGAACUCCACUUCAGCCCUGGAGCAAAGACCUUGGAUGAUCCAGAGUUCUUGGCAAGUAGUUCUCCAUCAAGAAAAGCUGGUGAAGAGGAGAUGAGAUCUUCUGCGGCCAAUUUCCCUUCAACUGACAAAGAUGUAGAACAUGCUUGUAAGAGCUGCAAAGUUGAUGAAACUACAAUGAUGGAUAGUGGUCACCAAAGUGAGGUUACAUCUGAUAGUGUUAUCAAUGAAGACACAUCUCUUUGUGAUCUUACCGCAUCCUCUCAUCUUCUUGUAACCACAAGCACAAAUCCUGGACAGCAUGAGGCCGAAGAAAGUCAGGAUUGUAUGAAUAAAGCUGUGAAAUGGACCACUGGAACCUCUCAGAACCUAGAAUCAGCUGAUGAGGAGGCAGCAGAAAGUAAUGAGUUUGAAGCUUAUGAUGAAGUUGUUUACAGCGGAAAUGAGCUCCCACGUUCUGCAAUCGGAAGCGAUGACUAUUCUGAUUCUGCCCUAGGAGCAAGUGUAGAGGACAUUUAUCUUUCUUCUGGUAUGUCCAUUGACGAAUUACCUGAAAAGGAAACGUUUAUAAGCAGACGGCGGCACAGCAUGAGUGACACUGAACUAAAGAGUUGUCAUGGACAACAGAUUCGGAAAAAAGGCAGACAACUCAGUAGACGUAGAUCUGAAACUGACUUUGCGAACAAUGUUGCAACUGCAACACGAGAGGUUGCACAGAAAGACAAAGGAGAGGGAAAGGUCAGUUCAGUGACCUGUAUUGUGGAAGAAGAUGCAUCAGAACGUCAUGUACCAGUUGGCCGAGCUAAGUCUCAUUCUAUGAUAGAAAAUGUUAAUCUUGACAAGAAUUCACAAGGAACCUCGAAACCUCCAGCUGCUCGCACACGGAGCUUUGAGCAUGGUCAGCAAGUGAAGACUAUCGAGUCAUCUUCUCCAUACAGGAAAAGAUUCAGUGCUGGAUCUGCAUCUGCCAUUCGUGCUCUUAGAAAGCUUUCCUUCGACAUUCAGAAUACUUGGGUUGUGAGGCCACACUCCGUUACGAGAAGCUCCAAGCAAAGUAGCAAGCCACGCAUUGCAGAAUAUUAUGAAGAAAUGACCAAAGUGGAAUCACUGAACCCCCUGCGCACAUUGCACAAUGCUGUACCUCUAAAGAAGAUGGACAAGUUCUUUGACAAAGUGACUGGUCAAAACAUCAAAAUCCGUUUUCCGCCAGUGCCUUGGCCAUCAAGGAACAUUUCUCGGGAGGGUAACGUUACAGACUUGCUAACAGGGGCAAUCAAAAAACUGCAUUCUUGACAACAGUGAUCUGUCGUGCAGUCACCAUGGACAAGUGUUAGAUACAUAAAUUUAAAUAUUUUCGCAGUGGCAACAAGUGAGAGCGUAUUUUUUAGAAAUUUUGUUAUUAUAGAGCUUUAAUGAUGUUAAAAUUAUAAAACUGGUAGUGCGCAAGAUGUAAAUCAGGUAUUGUUUAUUAAAUUUAUGUAACAAGUGUUUAAGAAAACACAUCACGGGUCUCAUCAUGAAAAUAUUAUGCUAACCUUUUUAAGUUCGAAAGGGAGAUCGUCCGUGGCUUCUUGCGUUUUUAAAGUACAGUACGGUAUUUUGCACAGUGUGAACAAAGUUUUAUUCAUUCAACCAUGUAUUCAAAAGAUUGUACAUUUGCAGUGUUGCUAACCGGCAAGUCAGGCUGGGAAAAAAGACCGACGAGGUUACAAAUUAUAAAGCUGUAACGCACAAGAAACUUAGGUAGCUAGUAUUCAAAUUAUCGCAGCCACUUCAAGAGGAUUACAGUGCAAUGUGAUUUGCUGUACCGUGCUCCGAUGCAGUAUGCAAUGAAUCAAAUAUAAUGUAAGUAAUGUAACAGUUCGCUACGCUUGGCGACUAUUUUACAAUAGUAUUACUGUGUCAUUGUAAGACAUGAAUUAUACUACCGAACGAAAGGCAGAAUUGAUUUUUGAUCUUAAAACGCUUCAACGAAAGAGAUACAUAAGUUUAUAUAUUUUGUUGCCAUGGCUAUCGAUUUUAAACUUAUAAAACAUAAUUUAGGUAUUUUUAUCAAAUUUAUAUGAAAUGAAACAUUGUUGUAAAAUCAAAUAAAAGUGAAUUAAAAAUAUAGUAUUUUAAAAUCUAA
Orbicella faveolata is the source of this 5136-nucleotide messenger RNA. Its product is annotated as inositol hexakisphosphate and diphosphoinositol-pentakisphosphate kinase 2-like. Gene Ontology annotation, molecular function: 5-diphosphoinositol pentakisphosphate 1-kinase activity; inositol hexakisphosphate kinase activity. Lineage: Eukaryota; Metazoa; Cnidaria; Anthozoa; Scleractinia; Merulinidae. Gene Ontology annotation, biological process: inositol metabolic process; inositol phosphate biosynthetic process. Gene Ontology annotation, cellular component: cytosol. The record is from RefSeq and is a predicted model, not a curated record.